Aspergillus saccharolyticus JOP 1030-1 is the source of this 1896-nucleotide messenger RNA. RefSeq names its product beta-lactamase/transpeptidase-like protein. The transcript is spliced from 2 exons. Lineage: Eukaryota; Fungi; Ascomycota; Eurotiomycetes; Eurotiales; Aspergillaceae. The record is from RefSeq and is a predicted model, not a curated record. Bases 99 to 1637 code for a protein of 512 amino acids.
GCAGCAGUAUCGCCAUCGCUUUGCAAACUUUUGUGACAUCUCUCCGGGAAUCCUAUUGAAGUGGAAAACUACCUAUCUCAGCGUUCUAAUACUCGACAAUGGUUGUGCGGUCGAACAGGUCUCCUUUAACUCCGGAGUUCGACGCGCUGGUUGAGGAGCAACUGGCUAAAUGGAAGGUGCCUGGUCUGACAGUAUCUGUGGUUCAUGGUUCUAGCACUUCAGCUAAAGCCUACGGAGUUGCGGAAUUCCCCGACAAGAAGAUGACCGUCGACUCUCUUUUCGACACCUGUAGCACGACCAAAGCCUUCACUGCCGCUCUCAUGUCGAUGGCUAUUGACGACAGCAAGGAAACCUCAAACCCUAUCAGUUGGGAUACUCCAGUCUCUUCUCUGAUUAGGGAGGACUUUGUCUUGGCAGAUCCGUACGCCACCGCCAAUACCACAAUUGAAGACAUGCUCUCCCACCGGUCCGGCUUACCAGGGCACCAGGCAUCAAUGUCCCUAGCCAUGCCCAACGAAACGCUCCGUGAAGAGGUACAAAAGCUACGUCACUUACCUCUAGCGUUUGCUCCGCGCACGACGUUCAAUUACUGCAACCAUAUGUUCAUGGUUGCGUCGCAUGUGCUGGAGACCUUGUCCGGACAAAGCUUGGGGCAAUUAAUGAGAGAGCGCAUAUGGAAGCCCGUGGGGAUGAAGGACACCUAUUUCUCAAAGAAAGAAGUUCUAGCAUGUCCAGCGACGUCGCAGCGCCUGGUGAAGGGGUACACCUGGGAUCCGACAACGAACCGCCACGUCCAGCGCCCAUACAUGGAUUACGCGCCUACGACUGGCACUGGCGCGAUCGUGAGUAAUGUCCUCGACUACGCGAAGUGGAUCCGGACCCUGAUCUACCAAGGCGCACCAAUAUCACGGGUAGGGUACCGAGAGCUCUUGUUCCCGCGUACCGUCAUCGGAGGCUGGGAGGACAUAAAUGUACCUCCAGGACAAUUCCACCUCUAUGCACUCGGAUGGUUUGUGGAUAAUUAUCACGGCGAGCAGCUGUACUGGCAUUCAGGGAGCUGGGAGGGAUUUGGAAUCAUGGUAGGCUUUGUGCCCAGCAAGAAGUUCGGCUUCGCGAUGAUGGGCAACACGCAGAAGGCGAGAUACGCCGAGCUCGAGCUCUAUCUCUAUCUACUGGAUCAGUUGUUGGGCAAGUCGGACGAGGACAGAGCGGCUUAUAUCGCCAAGAUCGACGCGAUUGUGCAAGAGAGGCAGAAGACAAUGCUUCAAGGCAUGGAGGAGGUCAAGCGCCGGCUGUAUCCUGGGCGUACACUUCGACUGCCCCAUCCUCUGUCGCUAGAUCAUUAUACAGGAACAUAUUUCCAUCCGGGCCAUGGCCCCAUCACGCUGUUUCUGGAGGAUGGUAAGUUGCAUGCUGAUCUGAUGGAUCGGGUCGCGAAGUCUUGGUUGCGCUUGGAGCAUGCCAGUGGGAUCUUCUUUGUCGCGAAGGCGUAUAAGCCUGAGGCGGAAGGGGUGGACCCUGAUUAUUUUGCAGCGGAGUUUUACGUGGGUGCGACGGGGGCUGUGGAAAGGCUGGGUCUCGAUUUGGAGCCUGCGUUAAAUGGUCAGAUGAUUUGGUUUGAGAGAGUGUUGAGUUGAGUUAAGUAGGUAGUUGUCUGGCCGUCCCUCACGGGUGUGCGACGUUGGCAUUAGUGUUUGAAGAUUUGUCAGUCUGCGCAGUAAUUCAUCCGAGGAAGACUUGAGUUUCUUUGAGUGAAUCGUCAUUUAAUUCCAGUUGCAUGCAUUUGUGUUCUUGGCAGUCGAAGCGGCGGCUUUCAAGGGGAAGAAAGGAACAUAGUUAUGGCUUAUGCAUAUCCCCAUGUUAAAGGGAAGGUUGAAAUUCAAGUUGUUGCUCACU